GAGUAGUUUUGUGUCUUAAAUUCAUAGGGCAGAUACUAUGAUGCUUGAUAUUAGCCUAUAGGACCCGGAAAUACGGGAGAAUCGGCUUUUGCUUAGUCCUGAUGAUUUCGAAAUGAAAAUCAGGAGUAUAUAUGAUCAAGCUUCUCACCCUCAUAUUCCUUCAUUAUCACUCAUUCACACAAUUUCAUUUCUUCACUCAUCGCAUCUUUUUACCAGGUCAACAAUAUGUUUUCAGCUUUGAAUCUCGCAACUUUGGCUGCCAUGCUCAGUCACAUAAACUUGGCUCUGGCACAGAGUCAAGGUUAUGCUCAAUGUGGCGGCAAUGGCUGGGCUGGUUCUACCAGCUGUGUAUCAGGAUACACUUGCACAUAUUCAAACGCAUAUUAUUCUCAGUGCCUCCCUGGAUCUGCCGUUCCCACAGCCACACCGACAGUAGUUACCCCGACGACCUUGAAGACCGAGAUAACAAGCCCAACCAGCACCAGUUCCGGAAGUGGUCUUAACGCCAAAUUUGUUUCUCAUGGAAAGAAAUAUUUUGGUCUUGCCACAGAUCAAGGUCUUCUUUCAUCUGGAAAUAAUGCGGCUGUCAUCAAAGCAAACUUUGGACAAGUGACACCAGAAAACAGCAUGAAGUGGGACGCUAUUGAGGGAACACAAAAUAAAUUCAACUUCGCUGGUGGCGAUUAUUUGGUCAAAUGGGCGGGUGAAAAUUCGCAAAUUGUUCGCGGGCACACACUCUGCUGGCACUCUCAACUUCCAAGCUGGGUUAGCUCUAUAACCUCUGCAGCAACGCUCACUAGCGUCCUUCAAAAUCACAUCACUCAAGAGAUGACUCGCUGGAAGGGAAAGAUCUAUGCAUGGGAUGUCGUCAAUGAAAUCUUCAACGAAGAUGGUUCAAUGAGAUCCAGCGUGUUCUACAAAGUCCUUGGCGAAAGCUAUGUUUCUAUCGCCUUCAAAGCUGCUAGAGCAGCUGACCCAAAUGCAAAGCUCUACAUCAAUGACUACAACCUGGAUUCAGCAACCUAUCCCAAACUUACAAACGGAAUGGUUGCACACGUCAAAACUUGGAUCGCUCAAGGAAUUCCCAUUGAUGGAAUCGGUUCGCAAACCCAUCUUUCAGCUGGUCAGGGAGCUGCUUCAAAGGCUGCUUUGACUGCACUUGCCGCUUCUGGUGUCAGUGAAGUUGCCGUCACAGAACUGGAUAUUGCUGGUGCAGGAUCUACUGAUUAUGUCAACGUCGUCAACGCAUGCUUGAGCGUAAGCAAAUGUGUUGGUAUUACUGUCUGGGGUCUCCGUGAUAACGACUCAUGGCGUGCAAGCUCCAGCCCAUUGUUGUUCGAUGCGAACUACUCUCCAAAGCCCGCAUACAACGCAAUCAUGGCAGCAUUGUAGAUGCAUUUCUACUGAUGGAAUGGAGGGUGUUGGUACCUCAAAACUAUUCAAUGUAUAUAGUUGAGUUUAAAGGCAGGCCUGUUGCCAAUGAGUAUGUUUAUAGUGUUUUCGUCAUGCUUUAUCUUCAAUUCUGUAGUUAGGGCCUUUUCAAUAUUAUGCACCACCGGUGGUUGCGUUUA
This is a messenger RNA of Botrytis cinerea B05.10, 1571 nucleotides long. RefSeq lists its product as hypothetical. The transcript has 10 exons. Gene Ontology annotation, molecular function: hydrolase activity, hydrolyzing O-glycosyl compounds; cellulose binding. Bases 226 to 1392 code for a protein of 388 amino acids. Gene Ontology annotation, biological process: carbohydrate metabolic process. The record is from RefSeq and is a predicted model, not a curated record. NCBI's taxonomy places the organism in Eukaryota, Fungi, Ascomycota, Leotiomycetes, Helotiales, Sclerotiniaceae. Gene Ontology annotation, cellular component: extracellular region.